AUGCAGCGGCACUACGAGUGGCGGCUGGAGCGUGUCGCGAGCGCGGGCGUCGCGGGCAACAGGCGAGCGAGGAGUCGCGGCGGUACCCUCCGUGUUGUGACUACGCGCCCCCACAGGAACACCGGCGCUAAUUCGAAGGCGCGAAAUGGCUUCUACUCGCAGGACUCGAGUGUUCGGCUUAACAAGUCGUGUGCGACAGCGGCUCACCUGAGUUGUCGACUGCGGUGUCCGGUCGGCCACUGCUUCGUUGUCGACCGCGGUGCGACUGAGUCGCGCGCCCAGUCGCCACUCUCUUUUAUACUUUUCCCCUUCUCGGAGGACCCCGCAACAUUUUUCUUUUAUAACUGCACGUUUCUUUAA
This is a messenger RNA of Spodoptera littoralis (African cotton leafworm), 360 nucleotides long. The record is from the annotation of a GenBank genome assembly. NCBI's taxonomy places the organism in Eukaryota, Metazoa, Arthropoda, Insecta, Lepidoptera, Noctuidae.